Messenger RNA from Micropterus dolomieu (smallmouth bass), 1350 nucleotides. Its product is annotated as ubiquitin-60S ribosomal protein L40-like. Gene Ontology annotation, molecular function: protein tag activity; ubiquitin protein ligase binding; structural constituent of ribosome. NCBI's taxonomy places the organism in Eukaryota, Metazoa, Chordata, Actinopteri, Centrarchiformes, Centrarchidae. Gene Ontology annotation, biological process: protein ubiquitination; translation; modification-dependent protein catabolic process. The record is from RefSeq and is a predicted model, not a curated record. Gene Ontology annotation, cellular component: cytoplasm; nucleus; ribosome. Bases 543 to 935 code for a protein of 130 amino acids. The transcript has 9 exons.
CGUGAAUCGACGACGACAGUCGAUUCACGUCAAGGAUGGUGCGUUCAGUAACGAAUUCUAUGAAUUUUGAUAUCAGCCGUCUGAACAUGUAUUAUCUAAACACAUAAAAUAGCCAACCCAAAUAAAUCUACAACAUGUCAGCGCCUGUGAUCUAAACACCAGCCCUCCUCCAGCUGUGCAGACGCGGCAGACGAGCGGAUAUGGCACCCGGCAGCGGACGUAGAUGCAGCAUCCGGUAGCUUCUUCAAACUUCGCAACAUUUUUGUUUUUCAUCAGCUUUUUCCGUUUUGUUGCCGAAACAUGUAUUUUUUUAAUGCAGUCUAUGGUAUUACAUAUGACAGAAAUACAGUCUUUGGAAAAGGAAGACGGGGUUUUGGAUUAAAGAGCAGCGGACCAUGAGACGAUCCACGCUCAAAGGAGAGGAAAGAGAGCCGGUGUGGUGUCUAGGACUGGGCUUACCAGGUUCCUCUGUCAUCUAUCUGCUGGUGAAUGGUAUCGAACCCUCAGCGUAAGAGCAGAUUUCAUAAGGAAAGUGAGCAAAGAUGCAGAUUUUUGUGAAAACACUCACGGGUAAAACCAUCACCCUCGAGGUGGAGUCCACUUACACUAUUGAGAAUGUCAAAGCCAAAAUCCAAGACAAAGAAGGUAUCCCCCCUGAUCAGCAGCGUCUCAUCUUUGCUGGGAAACAGCUGGAGGAUGGACGCACCCUGUCAGACUAUAACAUCCAGAAGGAGUCCACUCUUCACCUUGUCCUGCGUCUGAGAGGGGGCGUCAUUGAGCCCUCUCUGAAACUGCUGGCUCAAAAGUACAACUGUAACAAGAUGAUCUGCCGCAAGUGCUACGCUCGUUUACAUCCACGAGCUGUCAACUGCCGUAAGAAGAAGUGUGGACACACCACUGACCUCAGACCCAAGAAGAAGAUUAGGUACUUGUGACUUCAUCGAGUCAAAUUCAGAGAGAGAGAGAGAGAUCAAGAUCACUUUCUGUCCGUUCAAUAUGAAGCUGGAGCCAGGAGACACCUACCUUAGUCUUGCAUAAAGGUUCCAUCCAAAGGUAACCAAAUCCACAAACCUGUCACUUUUACACUCGUACUGACUAAACAAACAAGAUGUAACAUCUUAAUUAGAAACCCUGGUAGGUGGAUUUUGUUCCCUUUGGACAGAGCCAGGCUAGCUGUUUCCCCCUGUUCCCAGUCUUUAUGCUAAGCUAUGCUAACCAGCUGCUGGCUGUAGCUUCAUAUUUAUCACACAGACAUGAGAGUGCCAUCGUUCUUCCCAUCUAACUCUCUGCAGGAAAGCGAAUAAGUGUGUUUCCACAAAUGUCAAACUAUUCCUUUAAUGAUUUUAUACU